UAUAAAUUUGUAGAGUGAAAGUGAGAUGGCAAAGGGGGGAAGCAUGAAGGGACACAUGCAAAGUCACAACAGAGGAAGAACAACAUAUGCAGUGUUAUUGCUUCUUGCUUUUGGGGUUGCAAUAGUUGGAGUAAUCAUUCUACACAAGCUCAGAGAGAGGCGCAUCUUCAACCUCCUUGUUAAGGAUAAACAAAUUGAACUCAUCCAUCUUAAACUCCUCUUGCAGAAAGAAAGAGAUCAUACGAACGAAGCUAAAAGGAAAGCGGAGGAAAUGAAAUCCAAGAUGCAGUGGCUUCGAAUGCAGAAAAGGGAUCUCGAAAGCAGGAUCAUGGAAAUGAGAUCAACAAUCUCUUCUCUUAAAGAUGAACAAAGAAUAAUCGAAGUAGCUCUCGAAGAAAAACAGGAUGAAAUCAAGAUGCUUAGAGAAGAAGUUACAGAAAUGAACUCAGAGGAGUCCCAGGCUAAGCUUCUUUCUGAAUCAUUGCAACAGAAUGAAACCGAAAGUGACAUACCUGUAAAGGUCUGGUCAGUGAGUGCAGAUGAUCCAUCAAAUCCAGCUAUUAACUUCACCACCAAGGCUGCAGGUACAAAAGAAGCAACUGGAGGAGAAACCGAAGAACAGCAUGAAUCCAUCAAAAGAGACGACCAGAAAAAUUCAACAACAAAUAUACACAGAAAAGCCACGAGGCAAGGUGAAGACAGAGGACAAGCACAAGAUGGAGAGGGAUCUGCUGACUGGAGGAGUAAUACUGGAGAACAGGAGUUGACAACUACUCAAGAAGAUGUUUCAGACAACAUAAGCAGCACCGUUUUUCAGACAUUAGAUGGCAAAAGAGAGACCACUGACAGUUCUAAAACCGGAGAAAUUUUCCUAGAAGAGAAAAGGUACGAUAAUGGGGAUUCAUCUGUGGAAACUAUCAAUCAUAGUGGUCAAGUGCAAAAGCACAGCAAGGAAGUAGGUGCAAUAGAUGCCACAGAUUGGAAAGAGCAUGGAGCAGCAAUUGGAGGUGAUUUUGCGGAUUCUCAAGGUAAUAACCAGGAGUCUGGACGGAAGUAUAACGAUGGGAUGAAGUUAGAAAUGAAGGAGAAUCACAGGAGUACAGAUGCAUCAAGAGUGAAGCAGGAGCAGAUAAGAAAGACAAAAGGGAAGAAUCUGCGAAUAAUUGCAAAGAGCAAGGUCACUGAAAGUGGUGCGAAUACUGAAAGAAGAAGCAUUGUAAGCAUGAGAAACAGAAAGUUCUUCAAAGAAAUACAGGAAAGUGCAACAAAUGAGAGAGUUAGAGGCAGUAAACAAGAGAAGCAGAAGCAUAAGCAAGAGAAGAGUAUGAUAAAGGACAGCAGGAACAAAUAUGGUCCAGAAGAUUGCAUGAUUGGCAUGACCUAUAAACCCCAACGAUUUAAAAAUCUGGAGGAAGAUUUUGGAAACCAAGUCAGGUCUGAACCAGAACAGAAACUAGAUAUGACGAGACAGAGAAUGCAAGAUGAUAAUUCAAACCUCGAUGAUGCUCCACCACAUAAGACAACACCUAAGAAAUCAGCAGGCUCCGAAGAAGGUAUCCUAGAAGGCAGGAAAUCUGACACAAAUGAGAUAGCUGAGGAAGGGCAAGAAAGAGAAGUCAACAAUACGGUUUCUGAGAUGUCACAGAGUUCUCAGGAAGUGCCUACAAAGACAGCUGCUUCUAAUGUCAACAGAGUUUCAAAAGACACCGGAAACAAAAAAACAGAUGAAACUACACAAUCACAAGAGGCAAUUGGCAUAAUUAGAGAACAUCAAGAACAAGAACAGGCUGACAGUCUUACCAAUUCUUCGGAGCAUGCAAAUAUUUCUGAAAGAGAUGUAAAAGCAUAUGACCUUCAGGUUGAGAAUGAUCAAGAAACAGGAGUGAUAGAUCAGUCAAGAGGAAUUUCACAAGAGGUCAGAUAUCAAAAACUCAGUAGCACAGCACGAGCAGAAGAGGAAAACAACUCCAUUUUUACAGACACAGAGCAAAGGCUGGCUGGCAAUCUUCACAGCUCUUCCACACAUGUGAAAAAUGCUGAAAUGGCUUUUAAAGAUGGCAACCUUGACACUGAAAAUGAUAAGGAAACAGAAGAAGAAGAAGAUCAUUCGGAAGGCUAUGCUGCCAACAUGGAAGAGGAGGGAGAAGACGUGAACUGAAACAGAUGUGUCUGAAUUGUAGUAUAGACAGUUGUCUGACAGAACGCUAAAUGUUUGCUUCAUUUCGAUGUAAGAUGAUUAUGUUUCUAUUUUUAGUUUAG
Messenger RNA from Solanum stenotomum, 2259 nucleotides. RefSeq lists its product as uncharacterized. The record is from RefSeq and is a predicted model, not a curated record. The transcript has 2 exons. NCBI's taxonomy places the organism in Eukaryota, Viridiplantae, Streptophyta, Magnoliopsida, Solanales, Solanaceae. Bases 26 to 2158 code for a protein of 710 amino acids.